This is a messenger RNA of Magallana angulata, 1272 nucleotides long. RefSeq lists its product as uncharacterized. The transcript has a single exon. The record is from RefSeq and is a predicted model, not a curated record. Bases 1 to 1272 code for a protein of 423 amino acids. NCBI's taxonomy places the organism in Eukaryota, Metazoa, Mollusca, Bivalvia, Ostreida, Ostreidae.
AUGGAGAACCAAAGAAGUAAUUUAGAGAAUUGGAUCUACCAAUGGAAUGAAGACCAGCAGAGGUUUGUUAGAGCCCAGCGGAGGGAUCCUCACCCAACAGAGGGGCCACAGCAGCAGUCCACCGCUACCCAGACGGUGACGGAAAUUGAGGGGGUGCCUCAGCACCAGACUUCGACCACUCCAACCGUGAGUUUUGCAGGGACCAAUUUCCGGUUGAGGCCCACCGUACUCUUCCCCAGACGACCCAUUGGAGUGACGAGCCCUAGCAGCGCUCCCGCUAGACCACCAGCUCCCGCGGUCACACCGCCAGUGAUCGUGAGACCCAAUACCAGCCUGGGUCAGGUGUACCACACAGAUGGUACUGUGUCUGCUCCUGAGAGUUUAAGUGGACAGAGGGUCAACCGGAGCCAGAAGAGGACCAGGGACGGUGGAGAAGACGACGAGACAGAGGAGUCCCCCCGCAGCCGAGCCAGGUGGGUGUCACCAUUCCGCCCUUCCAGACCGCCACUGCCAGAUGCCCCCGACAGCCCGGAUCCCUCCCCGCCGGCCAGUCCGAGGAGCUCCCCCACUCCCAUCGUGAUCCCGGAUACGCCACCACCAUCGCCACCACCAUCGCCGCCACUUGGCAACAUCCGGAGACGACUUGGUGCCAGACCCGCUCCGGACCGCCCCGCCCCUCCGGCGCCCACCAGACCCGCUCCGGACCGGACCGCUCCACCCCCUCCAGAGAGACCCCCACCUGUGAGGCCCGCACCCGAUCGCCCAGCGCCUCCUCCUCCCAUCAGACCAAGAUCGCCCCAGGUGCCACCCCCCUCCUCGCCCAUGACGAUAACCCUGAUCAACGGAGAGAAUCAGAGGACUUUUAGGGCCGAAAGGAAUGCGGAUGAUACGGAGGUGCGUUGGACAAGGGUGAGGGAUCCCUCCACAGUUUCCGUGCCCGAAAAUCACACUACCAUUAUCAGAAAUGGAGGUGCCAGCGGCAGCAGCAGGAGCAGCACCAGCAGCAGAGUGUUCCUGAAUCCGAGCGUAGCGGCCAAUCAUAGUGAGACCGUUCGGCUGCUGGACAGACUGGAGAGGAGCAUAAGAAGAGUGGUGACCAGAAACCACCAGAGCCAUCAACCCCUCCAGAACCAUCAGCCCUUCGAGUAUUCUCACACCAGAAGGCCAGACAACCCCAGGGAGCACUACACCAUUGUACCUUCCUGGGCCGUGAAAGCGGAGGACAAGAGGGGACCCUGCAACAUUUGCCUGGAAAUACUCACUUGCAAAUAA